AUGACGCAGGAGGACGCGUCACAAGGGGCAGACGGCGUGCAAAUACCCAAGGAGGGCACGCUGACGUACGACGGCCGCUACAGACGCUACAGCUUCUACGGAAUCAUAUUCGAGGUCCCCGUGCGCUACGUCCCACUCGUCCCCAUUGGCCGAGGCGCCUACGGCAUUGUCUGCUCUGCACGAGACGAGACAACCGGGGAGGAGGUGGCAAUCAAGAAGAUCGGCAAGGCGUUUAAUGACCGCACAGACGCCAAGCGGACUCUCCGCGAGAUCGUGCUCCUCCGCAACAUGAACCACCCCAAUGUGAUCGCCAUCAAGGACAUCAUCCGCCCGCCCAACCCACAGAGCUUCCAGGACGUGUAUAUCGUGUACGAGCUCAUGCCCACGGACCUGCACGAGGUCAUUCGGUCGGGACAAGCCAUGGACGAACGGCACUACAAGGACGUGUAUAUCGUGUACGAGCUCAUGCCCACGGACCUGCACGAGGUCAUUCGGUCGGGCCAGGCCAUGGACGAACGGCACUACAAGGUGCGUGGAGUGAGUGGCCGUGUGCAAGGCCUGGCGGUGCAAGGCGUGUGGCACUACAGGGUGAGUGGCUGCCACAACAAGGCGGGUGCGUGGGAGGCACUACAAUGGAUGACCUCUGCCAGCAUCCCUCCUGUACGGGCUUGCAUCCCGAGCUUGCAUGAGGUCAUUCAAUACUACCGCGCUCCUGAGCUGCUGGUGAACAACCAGCAGUACAGCGCGUCCAUCGACGUGUGGUCCGUGGCUCUGAUCUACCUGGAGUUGGUGCUGGGGCACAUUGUGCUCAAAGGGGAUAACUACGUGGACCAGCUCCGCAAGACCUGCGAGUUGAUCGGGUACCCCUCUGCAGAGGACGCCUCCUUCAUAGUCAACGAUGCCGCGCGCACCUUCCUGCUCUCAGAGCUACAAGGCUUCCCCGCGCGGAGCAUCAGGGACGUGUUUCCCAAGCUGUCAGAGCUCGGGGCGCUCAUCGGGUCCCCCUCUGCCGAAGACGCCUCCUUCAUAGUCAACGAUGCCGCGCGCACCUUCCUGCUCUCAGAGCUGCAGGGCUUCCCCGCGCGGAGCAUCAGGGACGUGUUCCCCAAGCUGUCGGAACCCGCGGCUGACCUGGUGCAGCGCAUGCUGGUCUUCGACCCGAGAAAGAGAAUCACAGUUCCCGUCCACGGUUCGCCUGACGAGCUGCUACUACUGCUCCGCCUUUCCCCUUCUCUCCCUUCUCUUCCACACACUUUCUACUGCAUUGGACGAGACACUGGCACAACCAUAGGUGCACUACCACACGGCCAACCAGCUCCCCCCUCGCUCUUUAAUUCCCCAAUGUUCACUCCGAGUGACCUGAGCCUUCCAUUUUCCCCUGUUUGCCCAUGCCUUUGCUCGCUCCCUUCCUCCUCAGUCUUCACUCUGAGUUACCUGGGCUUCCCGUCACCCCCGUUUGCUCAUGCGUCCUUCCCAACCACAGUGGACGAGGCAUUGACCCACCCGUACCUGGCUCACUACCACAGGGGGCGGCUCACUACCACAGGGGGCGGCUCACUACCACAUGGCCAACCAGCACCCGCCGCAUUCCCUCACCUCCCUCCGUCGUCCCCUAUCUUCCCCCUGCCUGUUCCCCAACCGCAGUGGAGGAGGCAUUGGCCCACUCGAACCUGGCGCACUACCACAAGGCCAACCAGGGCCUUCCUCACAACCCCCAACCCCCUCAACUUCCCCCUGUUUGCCUGUAUCUCUCCUCCCUACAGUGGACGAGGCAUUGACGCACCCCUACCUGGCAUACUACCAACCAAGACCCACCCCAGCUCCCCAUCUCCCCCCAGAUCCCCCAUUCCUCCCCAACCCUUUCUCCUGCAGCAGUGGACGAGGCACUUGGCACACUAUCACAAGUCCAACCAGGACCCGCCUCAUCUGAAUGCCCAUUGUCCACUCAGUGAUACCAGCCUUCCCUUCCUCUGUUUGCCCAUACCCUCCCCUCCUACAGUGGACGAGGCAUUGGCCCACCCGUACCUGGCGCACUACCACAAGGCGAACCAGGACCCGCCGCACCCAAACCCCUUCCAGUUCGACCUGAGCUUCGAGCAGGAGGAGUAUGACAUCCCCCGCAUCCGCCAGCUCAUCUUCGAGCAGGCCUGCGCCUUCAACCCCCAAUAA
Molecule: messenger RNA, 2169 nt
Organism: Closterium sp. Naga37s-1
Lineage: Eukaryota; Viridiplantae; Streptophyta; Zygnematophyceae; Desmidiales; Closteriaceae
Source: the annotation of a GenBank genome assembly